ACUCGAAAUUCGCUUACUCCGAAUCGACCCAAAUUCUCAACGAAGUAUACAAAUCAUGAUUUCCGACUGUCAAAAGAAAAAAGAUGUGCCGAGAGUCACUUUCGAUCAAACUGCUUUGACGAUACCGGUUAUUGAUAAACAAUACGCAUUUACGCAAUAUCUAUCUGCGUCAAGCGCUGACGCACUAGGGCUAAAAUUAGCACCGAGCUCAUUGGCUGCCUUGCAUUAUUGGAAAAUUCUGGCACGUCAAAGUAUUUGUGUGAAACAAUCGAUUUUACAUUUAAGGAGUCGCCCACUCGGUUCGUACACAGAAUCGUCGAGCUCUACGAAGCGAAGGAGGUAAAUCCGACGGAACGCAAACGACCCCGAAGUCUAAGCCGAGUCGCAGUUGUUGCUGGCCAAUAACUCGACCUAUACCUAUACUGUUGAUCAGUUCAAACGACACAAAAACCACUACAAGACAAAUAAUUUCAUCGUUUGGAGAAACAAGUGUUUAUAAUUUAACAUGAUGAUCACCAUGACUGAAGCACUGGACAGCCUUGCUCAAGUUGCUACGGACCAACUUUUUGGUUUCGACACUGCUAGCCUUCUCACACCUCAGCUAGCCCGCCAAGUCCCUCAACUCAGUGCCGAGGAAUUUUCAUUCGUACACUCCGGCAUGGAUGAACCAACCAACAUUUUUGGUGAGCCGGUUGAUUUCCACGACACUUCUGUUCCAGGAGAUCUUGACCUGGACUACACUGUACCAGACGUAAAACAAGAAGGAGUAAACCAGUCUAUCAAAGCCUGUCAGCAGCGCUUAGCCCAUUUCAAAGGGCCAAGUCUACAUGAUGUGAUUUCAGGACCUACUGGAUCAACACCGCCACCGAGCGGACACGCUUCCCCUUACAGUUCGCCCGCUCAUAAUCUCUGGAUUCCUGACCGUACAGUUCUUACUCCGUUAAUCAGCCAGGCCGGGACUACGCCUUGGAGCUCAUUCUUCCAAGACUCAAAGCUUCCCAUGUCGCAGGAAGUGAGUUCAGGACAAAACAAGGUACAGAAUCCCAAUCCACAAGAGCUUCCACAAGAGCAGGUACCAGUGACAACUUCAAACAACACUCAGAACAUCUCUGGGCUCCCUAAACUACCAGCACAGACCAACUUUUACCAACGACCCAUGCAGCAGCCAGUGAGCUCCACAUCGCCAAUGUUUAUGCAAGCUACAGCUACAUUGAAUAUGAAGUGGCCAAUCCUUGGUGGCCCUUCUCCAUUUCCUACCACCAUGUCUCCUGAUCAUACUGCAAUGAUGGACAAACUGCUCCUGCAUACAACACCACCAGCUGAUUUUCUUACAAUGCCAAGCAAGCCUGUUCAGAGAGGUCGUCCUGCAAAAGCUGGUAACUCUUUAUUAAAAGCCAAGCGUAACAACCCCACUGAUGGUCGCUCAAGAACACCACCAAGUGAGCGGCCUUAUGCUUGCCCAGUGGACACUUGUCCUCGGAGGUUCUCAAGAUCUGAUGAACUGACCCGCCACAUGCGAACCCACACUGGACAGAAACCAUUCCAGUGCCGUAUAUGCAUGAGGAACUUUUCCCGCUCAGACCAUCUGACAACUCACAUCCGUACUCACACUGGAGAAAAGCCAUUUGCCUGCGACACAUGUGGUCGACGAUUUGCACGAUCCGAUGAACGCCGUCGCCACAUGAAGAUCCAUUUGAGAGAACAAGCUAAGAAAGAGGAGGAGGCCAGAAAAGCUCUGGCUUCUCAGUCUAAUGGAACUGUUUCACCUAUUCAGAGCCGGUCUCCUCAAUCAACGCCAUCACCACUCCAGGUCCCAGUGACCUCAGUGAACUCUUUUUAAAGUGUUUGCCAAAAACACAGCAGUGCUGGCACUGUUAAAGACAUUGUUAAAGACAUUGCAAUAUUGAGGAACUCUUAAUAUGUUGAACACUCAGUGAUUCCAAGAACAUUUGUGUAUAUUACUUUAAGGAGAAAUUGAAAAGUGGGCUGGUCCUGUGUACAGAUUUUCAUUACGCAGAUUUUUUUCAAGGUACUGCAAGUACCACAAUGAUGCCUCAUGACAUAUUUUUCAUACAAAGAAACACAAUGUUACAAUACAGCUGGUCUCUGUAUUUGUUUCAAACUAACAAGAGUUUCCCAAACACCGUUUUCUGUUUAAGAGAACGGUGCUAAUGUUUUGAAAAGAAGUGCUCAUUGUUGAACUUCAUGUAAAGCUAGUUGUAUUUAUAAGUUGAGUAUAUUCAGAAUUAGGCUGGUCCUAUUAUUGUACAUAUUUUCAUGUGCAGAUGUUUUUAGGCACUUAGUGUCCCAGUGGGAUCCAAAGGGACCUAUUUUUCAUACAAUGAAACUUACAGACAAAAGAUACAGCUGGUUUCUGUAUACAAUUAAUCUAAGAUAUUUUGUGUAAAGAUGUUAUGUUUUGUCAAAUUGUUCUCCUUGGUAAAGUAGAAAUAAUAAUUACUAUACAUAAUUUUUUUCAAAGUAGAAAUCAAUUUACAAAAAUGCAUAGCUUUUUUUAAUAUUUACAUGUACUCAUAUAUGGGUAAAACCCAAUUGUAUAAACAUUUAUAGAUUUUACAACUGUUUAUCAAGGAGAAUAAUUUUUUCAAAUGUCAGAGAAUAUUACAAACAAAGUUAAGUCAAGCUGGUUAUUGACUAUAUAAACUAAGUGCUGGUCACUACAAGAUGAUAAGAAUAAAAGUUGAAAAAUUUGAAACGA
Orbicella faveolata is the source of this 2719-nucleotide messenger RNA. RefSeq lists its product as uncharacterized. The record is from RefSeq and is a predicted model, not a curated record. Lineage: Eukaryota; Metazoa; Cnidaria; Anthozoa; Scleractinia; Merulinidae. Gene Ontology annotation, biological process: regulation of transcription by RNA polymerase II. Gene Ontology annotation, molecular function: DNA-binding transcription factor activity, RNA polymerase II-specific; RNA polymerase II cis-regulatory region sequence-specific DNA binding.